This is a messenger RNA of Ramularia collo-cygni, 1446 nucleotides long. Its product is annotated as related to aconitase. Gene Ontology annotation, biological process: tricarboxylic acid cycle. NCBI's taxonomy places the organism in Eukaryota, Fungi, Ascomycota, Dothideomycetes, Mycosphaerellales, Mycosphaerellaceae. The coding region runs from base 1 to 1446 and encodes 481 amino acids. The transcript has 5 exons. The record is from RefSeq and is a predicted model, not a curated record. Gene Ontology annotation, cellular component: cytosol; mitochondrion. Gene Ontology annotation, molecular function: 4 iron, 4 sulfur cluster binding; aconitate hydratase activity.
AUGGGAGAUUAUUUAAAGGCCACGAAGCGUGCCCACAUCGCAGAGUUUGCCAGCAGUUACGCUGCCGAGCUUCGCGAGGACGAGGGUGCCGAGUACGACGAGUUGAUCGAGAUUGACCUGGACAAGCUCGAGCCACACAUCAACGGACCUUUCACCCCCGAUCUUGCCACACCCAUCAGCAAAUUUGCUCAGGCUGUCAAGGACAACAAGUGGCCUCAAGAGUUGAAGGUUGGUCUUAUUGGAUCUUGCACCAACUCAUCUUACGAGGACAUGAGCCGUGCCGCUUCUAUUGCUCAGGACGCUCUCGACCACGGCAUCAAGGCCAAGGCUUUGUUCACCGUCACACCCGGCUCUGAGCAGAUUCGCGCAACUAUUGAAAGAGAUGGACAGCYUCAGACUCUGGAGUCUUUCGGAGGUCUCAUUCUUGCCAACGCUUGUGGUCCWUGUAUUGGGCAAUGGGAUCGACGUGACGUCAAGAAGGGCGAUGCCAACUCUAUCAUCUGCUCCUACAACCGUAACUUCACUGGACGUAACGAUGCUAACCCAGCCACCCACUCUUUCGUCGCCUCCCCCGACAUCGUUGUUGCCAUGACUCUUGCCGGAGACUUGACCUUCAACCCUCUCACCGACACCCUCAAGGACAAGGACGGCAAGGACUUCAAGCUCAAGGAGCCAACUGGUGAUGGUCUUCCACGCAACGGAUACGACCCAGGCCAGGAUACCUACCAGGCACCACCAGCCGACCGCAGCAACGUCUCUGUUGCCGUCUCUCCUACCUCUGACCGUCUCCAGAUUCUUGAGCCAUUCCAGGCUUGGGAUGGAAAGGAUGCUCUCAACAUGCCAAUCCUGAUCAAGGCCCAGGGCAAGACCACUACCGACCACAUCUCGAUGGCCGGCCCAUGGCUCAAGUACCGUGGUCACUUGGACAACAUCUCGAACAACAUGCUUAUCGGUGCCAUCAACAUUGCAAACGGCGAGGCCAACAAGGUCAAGAACCAGGACACUGGUGAGGUUGAUGCUGUCCCUGCCACUGCUCGUGACUACAAGAAGAAGGGCAUCAAGUGGGUUGUUAUUGGAGACUGGAACUACGGUGAGGGCUCUUCUCGUGAGYACGCCGCUCUUGAGCCCAGACAUCUUGGUGGACUUGCCAUCAUCACCCGUUCAUUCGCCCGUAUCCACGAGACCAACUUGAAGAAGCAGGGCAUGCUUCCAUUGACCUUCUCCAACCCAGAGGACUACGACAAGAUCAACCCUGAUGACAAGAUCGACCUUAUGUGCACCGAGCUUGCUGUUGGCAAGCCUUUCACCAUGAAGGUUCACCCAGCAAACGGUGGCGAGACCUUCGAGGUCAAGCUCAGCCACACCUUUAACGAGCCACAGAUUGAGUGGUUCCACAACGGAAGUGCGCUUAACACCAUGGCCAAGAAGGCUGCUGCGUCGAAGUAA